UACCUCAUUGCACUCGUAAGCAACCGGAGGGCAGACUCGUCAUUGCGGCGGCAGUUCGUCCUCUGCCUCCUCCCAUCCCCCACCCCCCCAUUGACGGAACCUUAUCUGCUCUGGAGUCUCCCUCGCCCGCUGCAGCUCCAAUCCGUGCUCUGCCAAGUCAAAGAAUCCAAAAAAUCCCAGCUUUCCUAUGGCCGCCGGCGAUUUCCCACCUGCCGAGGAGGCAACGGCAGCGGCGGCCGCGAAGGAGGAGGAGGACCUGAUCGAGAUCGUGGAGGAAGGGUCCGGCCGGCUGGACAUCGCCCGGUACGUGGACCACGUCCGGGACCUGUCGGCCGGCGCCAUCGCCACGUUCGAGGGCACGACGCGGGACCACUUCGCGGGGCGGCGCGUGGUGGAGCUCCGGUACGAGGCGUACGCGGCGAUGGCGCGGCGCCGCCUGGCGGGCAUCCUGCGGGAGGCCCGGUCCCGGCACGCGCUUCGGCGGCUCGCCGUGGCGCACCGCCUGGGCCCUGUGCCCGCGGGGGAGGCGAGCGUGUUCGUGGCGGCCUCGGCCACGCACCGCGCCGACGCCAUGGAGGCUUGCCGGUACGUGAUAGACGAGCUCAAGGCGUCCGUGCCCAUCUGGAAGAAGGAGGUGUACGACGACGGCGAGGUGUGGAAGGAGAACCGCGAGUUCUUGGACCGCCACUCCGGCGCCGCGGCUCCGGCUCCGGCUCCGGCGGCGAAGGCGGGCGGUUGCUGCGGCAGCAAGGUCAGGGUCCAGGAGGCCUGACUGAUGGCAGACGCCGGGAGUGGAUCUGCGAGAUUCUCUGCUGUACUCGAUCGAUCUCCAUGGACUUUUCGUUUCAAUUUUUGCUCAGAGAUACUACUGUAUACCGAAAGGCAGAUGCGUUUAAAGAACACGAGGCACAGGAAACUCCUGCUUGUAUUGUGAUGAUGGAAACCCCAUGAGGGAAAAUAAUGGAAACAGUAAGGAUUUGGUAUAAAUGGAUACUACUGAAGAUUUGUUUGUGAGAAGACAACCAAA
Panicum virgatum (switchgrass) is the source of this 1027-nucleotide messenger RNA. RefSeq names its product molybdopterin synthase catalytic subunit-like. Gene Ontology annotation, cellular component: cytosol. Gene Ontology annotation, molecular function: molybdopterin synthase activity. Lineage: Eukaryota; Viridiplantae; Streptophyta; Magnoliopsida; Poales; Poaceae. The record is from RefSeq and is a predicted model, not a curated record. Gene Ontology annotation, biological process: Mo-molybdopterin cofactor biosynthetic process. The coding region runs from base 188 to 772 and encodes 194 amino acids. The transcript has a single exon.